Molecule: messenger RNA, 4377 nt
Organism: Pararge aegeria (speckled wood butterfly)
Lineage: Eukaryota; Metazoa; Arthropoda; Insecta; Lepidoptera; Nymphalidae
Gene: Pgant9
Product: putative polypeptide N-acetylgalactosaminyltransferase 9
Exons: 14
Coding region: 696-2549 (617 amino acids)
Cellular component (GO): Golgi apparatus
Source: RefSeq, a predicted model, not a curated record
CGUGAGUAGACGCACGCUCGUUCCCCGCGAAAUACGUACGCGAGCUUUCGAAUUUUACCUGUGGAUUUUCUGUGGCAAUGUGCUCUAAAUAUUAAAUAAACACUGUAACAUCUGUGGUUAUAUCUGGAUUGGCCUUUGCUGUAACGGAAACCCCCUCAACCAUUCAAGGGCAAAAAUUUACGGAGUAUCAUUCAUAGCACGCAGUGAUCGCAUAUAUUCAGCAAAAAGGUUCUGUGGCAGAAUAAACGAAAAGAAUUCUACGACAACGAGCGACACUUGUUACGUCAGAAACGUAUUUAACAGUUUUAUGCUAUGGAAGAAGAUUCCGUGAUAAAGGGUUUUAGAAAUGAAUCAAAAAACUAGAAAGAAAGUCAUAAAUCAAGGCCACGAGAAGUCUAAAUUAUAGCCCAGAAUCUUAGAUCGCCAAAGCAUGUGAACAGGAAUAAAACAUUUAUCUAGAAACAUAUCCUAACAAAUAUCAGUCUUAAAGAACCUUGGACAUAUCUAAGUAUUUAAUUCUAGUCGCCUUGUGAUUAUAGGUAGUUUAAACAUUUUUGCUCAAAAGUUAUGUAAAAUAUUUCUGAUUUUAUAUUAUUAGGUCAAAGGUAGUAGGUUACAAAUGUCAUUGUUUAAUUGAGGCGAAUAGAUGAAAACAUACUGAACAUAUAAAUUUUAGAGAAUUAUUAGAAUAUAAAAUGAAAUACUACAGCAUGUUCUUUUUACGAAGAAGGACGCUUAUAUUGAAAGCUGUGCUGAUUCUGACAGCCUUGUGGUUUAUGGUAGCAUUGCUUACGACUAAUGGUGGAGCAAGAAAUGCCAUUGGCGCACCGCCUAUCGAAUAUGAAGAUCCAGAAGCGAAGCCACUAAAAAUGGCUAAGCCCUCAUCAACCAAAAAGAAAAGCGAAUCCUAUGGCAAUAAUUUAUCCGAUGCACCAACGCGAGUCGAUUGGAUGGGUCGAAUCUUGGGGAGAGAAGGCCUUGGAGUAAUUGCUGCUCCUGGUUCGGACAACGCACCGGGUGAACUCGGUAAACCGGUCGUUUUACCAGCGAACAUGAGUGAGGAUGCAAAACUUGCGGUAUCAGAGGGAUGGAAGAAGAAUGCCUUUAAUCAAUAUGCGAGCGACCUGAUAUCCAUUAAAAGGAAGUUACCUGACCCGCGAGACGAAUGGUGUAAACAACCAGGACGCUAUUUAGAAGAUCUACCUCAGACUUCUGUUGUGAUCUGUUUCCACAAUGAAGCAUGGUCAGUGCUUCUCAGAACAGUUCACUCAGUUAUUGACAGAUCACCUCCACACUUGAUAAAGGAAAUUAUUCUUGUUGACGACUUUUCGGAUAUGCCGCACCUGAUGCAACAGUUAGACGACUACAUGUCGUCUCUACCUAAAGUCAGGAUAGUCCGUGCCACUCGUAGAGAGGGUCUCAUUAGAGCAAGGCUGCUCGGGGCCCGAUACGUCACCGCUCCUGUGCUCACGUACCUUGACAGCCAUUGCGAAUGCACAGAAGGUUGGUUGGAGCCCUUGUUAGAUAGAAUUGCUCGAAACAAAACUACAGUGGUGUGUCCAGUAAUUGACGUUAUCGAUGAUAAUACCCUCGAGUACCACUACAGGGACUCCUCGUCAGUCAACGUCGGCGGUUUCGAUUGGAAUCUACAGUUCAAUUGGCAUCCCGUACCAGCUAACGAAAGAGCUCGACACAAACAUACAGCGGAACCAGUUUGGUCUCCAACUAUGGCUGGUGGACUCUUUGCAAUUGACAAGGAAUUUUUCGAAAGACUGGGAACUUACGAUAGCGGUUUUGAUAUUUGGGGUGGAGAAAACCUAGAACUGUCAUUCAAAAGUUGGAUGUGUGGAGGAACUUUGGAAAUCGUCCCAUGCUCACAUGUUGGUCACAUAUUUAGAAAGAGGUCUCCUUAUAAAUGGCGAACUGGUGUGAAUGUCCUUAAGAAGAAUUCAGUUAGAUUAGCUGAGGUUUGGCUAGAUGACUACGCCAAAUAUUAUUAUCAACGAGUCGGUAACGAUAAAGGUGAUUAUGGUGACAUAAGUAGCCGGAAAGCGUUAAGGGAAAAACUAGGCUGCAAAUCAUUUGAGUGGUACUUGAAAAACAUUUAUCCAGAACUAUUUAUUCCAGGAGAAUCCGUUGCUCAUGGCGAGAUUCGAAAUGUCGGCUUCGAUAAGACAUGCCUGGAUUCGCCAGGCCACAAGUCCAACCAUCAUAAGCCCGUCGGACUUUACCCGUGUCACCGGCAGGGAGGAAAUCAGUACUGGAUGUACUCGAAGAAUGGUGAAAUCCGUCGUGAUGAGACCUGCCUCGAUUAUUCGGGCCACGACGUCGUGCUUUACCCUUGUCACGGUGCUAAGGGUAAUCAGCUAUGGCUUUAUGACCACAAUACGAAGUUAAUAAAACAUGGAUCCAGUGAGAAAUGCAUGGCGAUAUCAAGGAACAAGGACAAGAUCGUCAUGGAAACUUGCAACGAAUCUGAGAACAGACAAAUGUGGAGCAUGGAGAACUUCAACGCUGACAGACUCAGCCCAGAACUCAUGACCGAGUAGCGGGAGGCCUAUGACGAAAUACUGUUUAUAUAAAUAAAUACUAAAACUUACGGAACUCAGUGAACUUUAUUCAGAUUAAACUAUAGUGAGUGUUACUCCUAGUUAUGAAUAAAUAACGGCUUGAACUCAGAGGAAUUUAAGUCUGUGUUACCUGACUAAUUUAGGACCCGUACGGAAUCUACAGUUGAAGCGAGCUUCUGAUUAUGGACCCUGGCGGGGUCUGAAACUGGUCUAGCAUACGUUGACCAUAUUUUUCUGAGUUUAAAUCGUCAUAUGUUAAUAAUUAUAGUGAACUUUUUUAUAAAUAAUAACACGGACAAGUUACUAAUGUGAGUGCACCGAAUCACUUGUUGUUGAACGCAUUUUGUGUGUAGUCCUUAAAAUUUGUGGACAAUUUAUCUGUUUGUGACUUUUUCAAGAUGUGUGUAAUAAUGGAGUGUUUUGAUUUUUUUCAAUUAAGUUUGGAUUGAAAUGAAAUUGUAACCACUAGAUUGUUGACCCUAUACAACUAGGCCUAAUUUUGAUUUUCAAUUUCGGAUCUCAGCCACUGUCAUUAGCUUUUUCAUACUUAUUUGUAUGUACUGUUUGAUUUAUUUGUUUAUCUAAAUAAUAUCACAGUGUUACUGUGGGCUUGAUUCGAAUUGUCUAAAUAGGUAUUAAUUAAAAAAUUGUAGUAUUCUUAUUAAAAUAUUAUUAUAUAUAUUUUCCACAAAUUCAUUUCUAAUCCAUAUCCUUGUCGUUCUGGAAAAUAUCAAUAAUAAUUGGUAUUUGAAGUUCAUAUUAAUAAUUGUAACGAAUUUGUAUUACUAGUUUCAAUUGUAUAAAAAUAUCAUUAUAAUGGUAUUCUAUGUCAAGUAUUGAUUAUGAUAAAUUGGAAUUAAUCCAGAACCUGUACAUAUCUUGCUACAUAUUGAUAUGGAAUAUUUGAUUUAAUUUAAUUUAAUUUAAAUUUCGGAAAUGCCUAGAUUUGUUUAUGUUGUUUCCUAUCUCGUUUUUAUGGGCGUUUUCUGUUAAUUCCGGUUAAUAUUUUGACUGCGCGCUUAAUAUUAACCGCCGAAAUAGUUAAGUAUUUCAGCGAGCGACUGUUUUGCUGCGAAAAUACGUCUGCAAUCAGUCGCAAACUAAACGCCCUGCUAGAUCACGCUCUAAGGCCAUUAGCACACUUCCGCUGAGAAAUAAAUAUAGCGAAAACGCUGUAAUUCCACCGUAAUCCGUAGCCUUAGUACAAAAUUUCUUCGCUUACAAUCGAGGAGUCGUUAACAUGAAAAUACUGUGCUGUGUUGGAGUAAAAUAGAUCUUGUUUUGAUUUUGUUAAAGCUCGAAUUUGGCUAAAUUUUUUAGCUCUGACUUCUGACAAAGUUUAAAAAAAGCAGAAGUACAGGAUUUGCGAUUCUAACACGUAUAACAUUAGGUCUAUUUUACUUUAACUAUUCAUAGUUUUAUACUUGUAAAAGACUCAUCGAUUGUGAGCGAGCAAAUCAUGCACUACGGCUAGUGAAUCAAAUGUAAGAUAGAAGCGAAAUGCAUUUUCCAAUGCAUAGAUUCCACUAUGUGUGUGUGACUUGAUUAUCUUAUCUUUGUGGAUUGCAGCGACUGAAAGCCUAAUAACCAAAUUUAUGCAUACAAUCCAGUUUUGUUUCGUUUGUUAUGUAACUACAGCAGUUUCGGACUAUCUCGCGGCUAAGGUAUAAUGGUUCAAGUGAUCAUCUUACGUCGCAAAAUGUUCAUGUGAUUUGAUUUAUUGAUACUGUAUUAUAUAUAACUUUGUCCUAGAAGAUGGAUCUAGUGAAAAAAUAUUUAUAAAAUACACUAGGUAGGUAUUAAAAUA